Messenger RNA from Drosophila rhopaloa, 1400 nucleotides. It is a transcript of the gene Pis, whose product is annotated as CDP-diacylglycerol--inositol 3-phosphatidyltransferase. Gene Ontology annotation, biological process: phosphatidylinositol biosynthetic process. Gene Ontology annotation, molecular function: CDP-diacylglycerol-inositol 3-phosphatidyltransferase activity. The coding region runs from base 162 to 836 and encodes 224 amino acids. The transcript is spliced from 5 exons. The record is from RefSeq and is a predicted model, not a curated record. Gene Ontology annotation, cellular component: membrane; Golgi apparatus. NCBI's taxonomy places the organism in Eukaryota, Metazoa, Arthropoda, Insecta, Diptera, Drosophilidae.
UUAUUAACGGUCGCGCUGCGGUCACACCAGAUACAGCAAAAUUGGUUUGCUCGGUUUUUUUGCUAUACUUUUAGCAUUUAAUUGGAUAAAAACAAACCGCCAAGACAUCACAACUCGCGAUUUGAACUAGAAAACCACAAGACAGCAGCGGACGACACAAAAUGGCUAUUGCCGAGCAUGACAACGUCUUUAUCUUCGUGCCAAAUUUGAUUGGCUAUGCCCGCAUCAUUCUGGCCCUGAUCGCGUUCUGGUUCAUGUCCACCAACUAUGUGAUUGCCGGCUGGUGUUAUGUAACCUCCGCCCUACUGGACGCCGUGGAUGGACAUGCCGCCCGGGCCUUCAACCAAAGCACUCGUUUUGGGGCCAUGCUGGACCAGUUGACCGACCGGUGCGGCACCACGGGCCUGCUGGUCACCCUGGCAUACUUCUAUCCCCGGUACAUGUUCUGGUUCCAGCUGUCCAUUGCAAUCGACGUGGCCUGUCAUUGGCUCUUCAUGCAAACGAGCGUUGUGGUUGGACGCAGCUCGCACAAGGUGAACGAGAACUUUGUGAUGCGCCUUUAUUACCAGAAGGACAUCCUCACCUUCAUGUGCUGUGUCAAUGAGCUGUUCUAUGUGUGCUUGUACCUUUUGCAUUUCACCUAUGGCCCGCUGAUAUUCGGCGCCUCGCUCUUCAAGAUACUCGCCUUCCUGACGGGUCCCUUUGCCGUGCUCAAGGCUCUGAUCUCGGUGAUGCACGCCUAUUUGGCGGGCAUUGAUCUGGCUGCUGUGGAUGUUCGCGAGCGUCAGGAGAAGCGCCAGAAAUCAGAGCCGGUAGCCGGCAAGAAACUGGAGUAAAUAUGAUCCGGACCACGAUCUUCCAGCGUCAGUACUCUCAAGGAAAAGUACGAAAGCGAAACAACUCUAGAUUCCAAGGAAAAUAAAACAUGAAAACAAAACUUUGAAGGCGGAAAGCGAUCAGAUGAAAUAUGGGCAUUAGGCAACCAAUUAGGCCGUAGAAUAAUUUAAAUUAUUUGUAUGCGCUAUUGCAUGAUUGUUGAUUUUAUUUGUAAUUUUAGUUAGACGGUUGGCAAGCUCACCCGACAAAUUGUAUUUAAAUGAUUUAAGAAUUGAAAUUGAAACUCAAGCGAUUCGUUCCAGUCGGUAGCUGUUACAUAUUUAUUUGCCUUUAGUUAAACGUAAUUUACAAUUUCUGUGACGCUUACACCCAAUAUAUAUAUAUAUAUAUUUUACAUAAAUUCAGGCCGAUAUAUGAAUGAGUGUCUAUUUCCAGGACUUAUCUCACUGAUUCGGCUAACACCUCCCCCCAGCAACUCUCUCAAUGUAACUAAUGUAUUUCUAAUCGUAAGUGAAAAGAAUGUAAUUGGAGACCUGCAAGAAAUAUACGAAAAAUGAAUGUUA